AUGGAAGUUUCGGAGGAGGAGGAGGACACCGCGUGCGUAAUCGAGGGUGUUCCAGGCACCGGCCCCCUGAACGGCGAUGUGAAGAGAAGCCUCGCCAAGUAUUUUGAAAUCAAGAGGAAAUCUGGCGGAGGAGAGUGCACCGUCGAGGAGAAGGAUGGAACCGUCGUGGUGAGGUUCAACAGCACAACAGUGCGAGACCGUGUUCUGCAACGGAACCCGCACACUAUCGAGCUGCCUGGGUUUGGCACGAGGCAGUUGACACUCCAGCCCUAUUGUCAAGUGCCACCAGUCCCUCCUCCACAAUCGGAGUCAAGUUCAACAACAGAUGCAAAUGAAUUAAGAUGUGAAAAUCUUGAUUCAUCUACAUUUGAAGGGGAAGGGGUAGUUGUGUGUGUUGCUGGCGAGUUUGGAGAUGAAUACCUGAAGCUAUACGCAGAGAAUGUCACAAAAGAGACAGUUGAUGUCUACCCCCUGACCAAAACCAAAAUCUGGCUGGACUGCAGCCAGGAAGCUGUACAGAAGAUGCAGGCAGUUAAAGAGCAUGCCAUUGGGGGAAAAAAGGUGCAAAUCUCUGUCUACUCAUCUGCGGGGAUAGAUGCGAUUAUUGACAAGCAGCGGCUGAUUCUGACAGGAUUUCCAACAACCAUCCAAAGGGAAAUGAUCAACUUAUAUGUGGCAUCCAUCACCGAUGCUGAAGUCUGUGAUAUAGAAUACCUGAAGGGUGGGGAAGUAGCUGUAGUCACCUUCAUAAACCCAAUAGACUGGAAAUCAGCAUUGAGGAUGUGUGCCAAGAGGCCAUUGGUUCAGGCCAAAAUCACGGCGACAAUGCUCGAGGCGUCGAACUGUCUGCUGGUGGAGGCUUCGAACGGGAGCCUGUGUGAAGACCUUCUUACUUUGUAUUUUGAGAACUCAGCUAAGAGUGGCGGCGGCCCCCUCACCGAGGUUAAUUUGGAAAACAGCAAAACAACUGCUUACCUCUCAUUCUUCGAACCAGCAGUGGCUCAGGAAGUUGUGUCAAGAAAACACAAAUUAAAUGAAGCAGAACUGAAGGUCUAUCCCUACUAUCAUGCAUUAGCUUCGACUCUUGGAAAACAAAUUCGAACAGCAAAGCCUGAACCAUUUGACCUUGUAGUUGAUUCUGAGAUUAUUCAGUUUAUUUCAAAACAUAGUUCUUCAAUGGAUCAGCUGAAAGAUAUUCUAAAGAAAGCAAACACUUCAUUUUCUCUUGGCUCAAAUGGUACAAUUACUUUGACAUCCAAACUGGACGAAUGCGCAGUCAAUUUUCAGAGCCUCGCUUCAAAGUGGCAGCAAACUGCAAAAAUAUGUUUUCUAAAAUUCUGUGAAAUGUAUUCGAAGACAGUUUUGCCCUGCUCUAAAGCUGCAUGGGAAAGGGUUAAACAAGAAGUCUCAAAUCAUGAUAAUGUGCUGGUUGAUUAUGACUCUCAACAAGCACAUAUAAUUGUUUCUGGAAGAAAUCAGGAUGUGCAAGAUGUUUGCAAACACACGAAGCCCAUUGUAAAGAAAGUUCAGGAUGACCUCUUAAAGGAGAGUCAGAUUAUCAGUGAUCGCAUAUCACUAGAAAGUCCAGACAAAUAUAAUUUAAUCCAGAUGCUGGAAAUUGAAGCAGAUCUUCGUGCCAAGUUUAAAGAAUCAGAAUUAACAUUUGAUGAAAAAUCAUAUUCCUUGACAGUCAAAGGCAUGCCACAAGAUUGCCAGAAAAUUAAGGAUAAAAUAUCCAAACAUCUGAAGGGUAUAUCAAGCAAAGAAGUUAAAAUGUCGAGUAAUAUUGUAAUGUUUUUUAAAAUGUUAGGCCGGGAUAUUUUAAAUGCAAAUUUAUUUUCUAAUAGGAUUCAUGCAAAAAUACAAUUAAAAAAUAACAAUUCAAUCUCCAUAACUGCUUUUGCUAAUCAGUUAGGAAAAGCAGAAUCCUUUAUAGAGGAAACAUUUACAGAGGAAUCGUUUCCCAUUCCAGAAGAGUCCAUGCAUGCAACGCGAGGUAGGGAGUGGACUGAUUUGCUCAGUAAUCUCGAAGAAAAUAAGGUUGAUAGCAUUUUGCAAGUGUUUAUCAACAAAAGCCUAGAUGAUGCUGGUUUGUGCACGAAAGUAAGUGUUGCAGGUUUUGGCAAUGCUGUGGAUCAGACAUGCCAAGAACUUGAUGACUUCUGUGAAAAACACUUAAGAAUUACUGAGAAAAUUUUUAUAAAGUCAAAAAAUAUAUUAAAAUAUUUGCAAGAAUAUGAAAAAAUAUUUGAAGAUCAAACACUGUUGAACAAGAAUGUCAAAACGUUGAGUGAAACUUUUCUUGAAGUCAGUGGACACCCUCAUGAUGUUGACGAAAUAAAAAACUUAUUUGACAAAAAAAUUUCUGAAAUUGUAUUAAAGUCAGUUAAAUGUAACAAACCAGGUGCAGCCAAGUAUAUGCGAGAAAACGAAAGUGUUAUCAAAAGUAUUGCAGAAGGAAACCAGAAGUGCAUGGUCUUGAUUGAUGUUGGAGCUGCUGCUGCUUCUCGGCAGGUUGGGAUGCAGCUGAAAUGCCAGGAGGUUUUAUCUGCCAACCUUACCAUCUCGAUAUACAAAGGAGAUAUCUUAAAAAGUCAGGCUGAUAUCAUCAUUAAUGCCGCUGAUACAAAAAUGUGCUUCAAAAGUGGCUUCGGAAAAGUCCUUUCAGAAGCAGCAGGCCCAGACACGUCAAGAUCUUGUGCUCAGUACAUUCGGGACAAUGGAGAACCACAACCUGGUGAAGCUGUCAUAUCUGUGCCAGGCAAGCUGCCUUGCAGAAGUGUAGCUCAUGUUAUUUGUCAACUUUUUGAGAAAUGUAAUGGAAAUGUUGACAUGUCCAAGGUUAAUCAGCUGAAGCAAGGGCUCAAAAAGGCCCUGAAGCUGGUGGGAACACGUGGGCACCAAUGUGCUGCAAUGCCAGGCCUCGUGUUUCACAACAGUGGAUAUCCGUUAGAAGUUUGCGCCAAAGCACUGAUAGAUGCUGUUGCUGAAUUUGGCCAAGUCAAUGAUCCUGGAAAUUGUCUGACUGAUGUCUUCUUUAUUGAUUUGAACGAUAAUGUAGUCCAUGCUCUAGUAAAUGCACUUUUGUCAAAGGUAGGCAAAGCUCCAAAAGCAACUCCACAAACAGGAUUAACAUUUUCAUUGCCAGCCUCUGUUAAAAUCCAAAGUUCUACAGCAGCACCAACCUCUUCAACCUGCAUGAUCACAAAAGAAGGCCUUAAUAUCUCCUUGGUUAUUGGCAGCAUUGAAAAUGAAAAUUCCGAUGUCAUCAUAAACACAACCUCGGCAAACAUGAAGAUGGAUUCUGGAGGGGUGUCCAGUGCCAUUUUCCGUAAGGCCGGCCCAACACUGCAGACUCUCGUUGACACUGAGAUUCAGGGCCAGUCGAUUGGUUCUGGGAAGAUUGUGAAGACGGAUGUGACGGGUCUCAAUCUCCAAUGCAAGGCGUUGUACCACACCACCCUGGGUUCCUGGGACAAUGGGAAUCAUCUAAGAAAAUGCAUGAAACGUAGCCUGGAGAUGGCCCAUCGUGAUGGGGUUUCUUCCAUCUCCUUCCCAGCACUUGGCACAGGAAAUCUCAAAUACUCGCCCUUGAUGGUUUCAAGUUUCAUGUUUGAAGAAGUUAUCAACUUCAGUCAGAAUCACCAGGGCACAACACUGAAGGACAUCCGAUUUGUGAUAUUCUCCAAAGAUCAGCUCGUCAUUUCAGAUUUUCAGGCUGAGCUGGCUCAACGACUCUUAGGCAAGACAUCUAUUCCACCAACAUUAAAUAUCACAUCAAAAGCAGCGCAGAGGGCUAUUGGAAACAUCUCAGUGGAGGUGGUGGAUGGAGACAUCACCAAAGAGAAAGUAGAUGCUAUUGUAAACUCCACGAACACAACGUUAGACCUUGAUUCAGGUGUGUCAAAGGCCAUCUUGGCAGCAGCUGGACCCACAGUUGUGUCGGAGCUUGCUAUCUUUGGAGCGCAGCCUGCCGAUGGUGUUGUGACCACCUCAGCAGGGAGUCUGAACUGUCAGAAAAUUGUGCAUAUGGUUGGACAAACAGACUUUGCCAAGAUGACUAACUCUAUACUCAAAGUCCUGGAUGAGUGUAGCAAGUUGAAUUGCAACUCCGUUUCUUUCCCUGCACUCAGCACAGGCAAAGGAGGGAUCAAGCCAGGGCCUGUGGCUGAUACAAUCCUGGAGGCGUUUGAGAAGUUUUCCUCGCAAAAUCCACAGUCAAAUGUGUCUCACAUCCGCAUCAUGGUUCUUCAGCCUGCCAUAAAGACUGCCUUUACCCAAGCCUUAAUACAUUUCCAGCCAGGUGGCAAAAAGGUGCAGCCACCUCAGACAUCAACUAUUGCAGAAAAUUAUAUUCGGCAAUAUGGUCUGAAGCUGCAUGGUGCCACUGUGGAGGCAGUGAGCGGUGACAUCACGAAGGAGACGACAGAUGUUAUUGUUAACUCCACCACAAACGCUCUUGUCUUCACAUCCGGUGUUUCUGGAGCAAUUCUGAAAGCAGCAGGACAGGUUGUCGUGGAUGAAUGCACCACACUCGGCCCUCAGCCAGGUGAUGGGGUGGUGGUCACCAGCAGCGGAGCGCUGAGCUGCAAACACAUCGUCCACAUGGUGGGGCAAACCAAUCCAGCCAGCAUAAAGUCCUCUGUGCUCAAAGUGCUGCGUGAGUGCGAGAUGAAGAAAGUCACCUCCGUGUCCUUCCCUGCCACAGGAACAGGUGCUGGGAGCGUGCCCGCUGCGGUGGUGGCUGAUGCUAUGAUGGAGGGCAUUGAGGAGCACGUCAGGGUUCACACAUUGACGAGCCCCCUCAAGCGCAUCCGCUUCGUCAUCUUCCAGCCUGAGAUGCUGAAAGAUUUCCAGCAGGCCCUCAUUAAUACGUCCCAAAUGACAGUGAGCAGUACUGGAACUGGAACGAAGACUCCUUCACCUCAGCCUCCUCAGCCUGCACAUCCUAAACCUCCACUUCCACCAAAGAAAACUCCGCAAAUAAAGUCUUCAUAUAACAAUGAGGCGGUUACAAUAUACGUCUAUGGAAAGCUCCAAAAGGAUGUUGACGAUAUUUGCGAAAAGACGGAGGGAUUUCUUGAUAAAAACUGCAUGGCCUACAAUAUUAACAUUGAUUGUGUGGAAUCCUUGGACAAACAGGAAUUGAACAAACUGGAGACAAUUGAAAAGACGUGUGAUGUAAGGGUCUCAAUUAAGACUUCUCACAUCUCUAUUGAGGGGCUGAAUUCCGACGUUUGUAACGCUAUCGUUGAUGUGACUCAAGUGGUCAAUGAAUUGAAGAUAAAAUUGGCCAAGGAAAAUUUUGAACUGAAUUACGUUCCCAAACCGGAAUUGCCUGCUGAUUGGGCACAAAUGCAAGGAACCGAAUUCCUGAAAGUUACCUUGAGCGUGCAGUCACCAGAAUAUCAACAAGUUCAGGCUAACUUCAUGAAAUCGGUGACAAACUUAAAGAUAAUUAAGAUUGAACGAAUUCAAAACCUCAAACUUUACAAUACCUACCAGGCCAUGAAGACGUCCAUUGAGAACAGUAACAAAGGGCAAGGAACAUGUGAGAAGAACCUGUUCCAUGGUACACAGGUGGAUUCCAUCGACAACAUUUCUCAUUUUGGAUUCAAUCGCAGCUUUGCUGGCAGGAAUGCGACAGCAUAUGGUGUAGGGACGUACUUUGCACUGAACUCUUCAUAUUCGUCAAGUGACACGUACUCCAAACCCGAUGCCAAUGGAACCAAGUACAUGUACCAGGCCCGUGUUCUCACUGGGUCUUACUGCGCAGGGAACCUCAGCAUGAAGGAGCCCCCACUGAAAAACCUACAGAAUAAAACGGAACGCUUUGACUGUGUAGUAGACAAUCCCACCGCACCAUCCAUAUUUGUCAUCUUCAAUGACAACAUGGCUUACCCAGAGUACCUGAUUUCAUUUUCUAAAUAAAGCAUAAUUAAUGUUCCCUUCUGAUGCACACAUUCUACUGUUUUGUGCUCAUAUGAAACAAACUUACUUCUUAUGUCCAUUUGUGCAAUAUCUUCUGCAUCCUCCAUUUCCUUACCCCAGCUGCCACUGAAACAUUCAUCCACACUUUCAUCACAUCCUGACUCGACAAUUGCAACUCUCUCCUCUACAGCCUCUCCAAAUCUCUCAUCUUUGAACUCCAGAUGAUCCAAAGUGCCACCGCCAAAAAGUAAACGAGACCAUGUCACCCCUAUACUCAUAUCACUCGACGAGCUCUGAUCAGUUUCAAAAUCAUAAUCUUUAAGAUCCUGCAUGGAUUCGCUCCUUCCUACUUCUCUCAUCUCACCAUACAUCUCUCCAUGCACUUAACUCCAAAAACCAAGGCUAUCUUCUCCUGCUCUCAUUGUCCAGUUGUGCUUUCCACCAGCCACCUGUGUUGUCAACUCCCUGCCUUGUUCAAUACUAGUUUUGGGCCAUCCAAUUAUUGAAGUAAAGUACUGUCAUUUAUUUCUACCCAUUAUCAGUUUUAUUUCUCGACUCAUCGGAUAACAUUAAAAUAGUUUGGGGCAAAAGUAGCAUAUGUGAUGACAUCCUCUACAUUAUCAGGCACGUCAUACUUAGGCAUGGCUUGUAAGGGUUUUCCCAGCUAAGGGAGGCAGGGUAUAGGAGAAGCCACACAUUUUAAAGUGGCCCGAGUAACUGACCACAACAAAGCGGUCAAUUAACAUUUUCAGUCCAGCUCUACUCCAGAUAGAUCUUUUAUCUUCUAAAUAUGCCCAGUUUCUGUACAAUAUCUUGCGAUGCAAUUGUAUUUAGAUUAUAUCUAAAUCCAAAUUAUAUAAUACAGCAUCUUUAGCUCGAAUUGCAUGUACAUUCAGUACUUUAUAAACCCACAAUUGUGCUGAAAACUGAUUGCCGUUUUUAAAUACUGUAAUUACAAUCUAACCACUGCAAUGUAGUAGUGUUGUUUUGAUCACAAAUUCUUCAAAAAUAACUUGAUGUUCUAAUUAGAUAUGUCAAUAUAUUAAUUGCAAACAUACAUUUGUAAUUUAAUAUGUGAAUUGGAUAAAGGCAAUAGUUUACUGUUUACAACCAUAUUUGCAUUGAUCUAUUUUGUUCUACUAAAGCAAGGCCAUCAAAUACCAAUUUACAUUAUGCUAAACGUAUUACUAUUAUGCCAUGAUAGUACAUCAUUUUGGAUUAAUCUAUUACUUGGAUAUCAACGCACAAAAUUUAUGAAAUAAAUUAAGCAAAUUUUGUUAUAUUUCAUAGGAAUUAAGCCAUUUUAAUACAUAUGCAUUGUUAUCAAUUUAUGGUGAUUAAACAGACAAAAGUCUCUAAACCCUAGACAGUAACGACUGUGUAAUAUGGAACUAGUGGUAUAUUGGGCAUGUGGAUGGCUGUCAAAUUUGCAUACACCAUAUUUUUGCUCACCCUACUGCUCAACUUUCUUAACAGCUGAUAAGUUCCACAUCACACACUUACGCCACACAGCUUGCACAAAGACAAGUUUGUCCUGAUUUUUAACACGUGACAUGGCUGACCUCCCCUGUCUUGAGUCAUAUAAACUUUAUACAGAAGGUUCACGUGGGACAAUUAACAGGGUGCAAGUUAUAAAAUAAGAACAUUCAAAUAAUCAAAGUACAGUCAUUUUGUCUCGGGAAAAUCAAAUACUGUAUAUUUUUUUAUGAGGCAGAUUCUGCUUAAAAGUUCUUUAAAUAUCUACAUAAUUUACAUAUUUACUGAACUGUGCUAUGCUAGGCAUUCCGCAUUCGCUGCUGGAGAAACCGGUUUUAUAAUGGGGUUUUAAAAAUUUAAUAUCGUCGAUAUCACAGUUUAAUGAACAAAAAUGUACCGUAAAUUGGUGUCCUGGACAUCACGACUUUAAAUGAUAACACUCAUAAUAUUCUGUAAUAUUUUUCUUGUACAUUAUGGUUAAAACUAUUCGGCGCAAUAAUUGUAUUAAAGUUAUACUGGUGUGGUAUGA
Molecule: messenger RNA, 7936 nt
Organism: Lethenteron reissneri (Far Eastern brook lamprey)
Lineage: Eukaryota; Metazoa; Chordata; Hyperoartia; Petromyzontiformes; Petromyzontidae
Product: protein mono-ADP-ribosyltransferase PARP14-like
Biological process (GO): negative regulation of gene expression; protein poly-ADP-ribosylation
Cellular component (GO): nucleus; cytoplasm
Molecular function (GO): transcription corepressor activity; NAD+ poly-ADP-ribosyltransferase activity
Source: RefSeq, a predicted model, not a curated record